Chelonus insularis is the source of this 2954-nucleotide messenger RNA. RefSeq names its product tyrosine-protein kinase Fer (gene FER). The transcript is spliced from 13 exons. Lineage: Eukaryota; Metazoa; Arthropoda; Insecta; Hymenoptera; Braconidae. Gene Ontology annotation, biological process: peptidyl-tyrosine phosphorylation. The record is from RefSeq and is a predicted model, not a curated record. Gene Ontology annotation, molecular function: non-membrane spanning protein tyrosine kinase activity; ATP binding. The coding region runs from base 347 to 2896 and encodes 849 amino acids.
GUGGCGGUAUUUCCUUAAGGUGGGUAAGAUUUUCAUCAAAUCAAUAAGUUUCUAGUAAAUGUGAACGUAAAUAAAUGAUAUCUUAGCAUUCAAGAUAUAUAAAAUUGAUGAAAAGUGUGAUUAUAAGUAUAUUAAUAAAUUUGAAAAAAAUAUAUGCAUAAUAUAAAUAAAUAAUUUAGCACAAAAUGAAAUGUUUGUUACUGCAUCGUGGGAGACUGUCUCCUAUUUAAAGUGCUCACGUCAGAUUACAGCAGAUUUAUAGGCAUGAGUUAAAUCUGAUCACGUUACCGUUUUUAAUUAAAGCAACAUUGAAUAUCAAGUGAAUUCUUGAUAAAGAAAAUAGAUUAUGGGAUUCUCUACGAGUCUACAAGGGCAAGCUUCUCAUGAAGCUUUGCUUGGAAGACAAGAUGCUGAAAUAAAACUUUUGGAAACAAUGAAAAGGUGUCUCACAAUCAAAGUGAAAUCUGAUCGUGACUAUGCUUCAACCAUUUCAUCUUUAAGUAUUCAAGGAAAAAAAGUUGAAAGACUGGAUGAUUUAACUGGCAGCUUAAUAACACAGAGCUGGCGGGAUAUUAUGGAUUCAAUUGAUCAGACUGCUAAAUUAAUUAAACAACAAGCAGACUCUAUGGAAAAUGACGUGAUAGAACAAAUUGCUAGUCUUUAUGCUGAUCGACGGAGAGCAAAAAAACUUUAUCAAGAAGAACAAGCAUGGCUUAAUAAUCAGUUUCAGCAGUUAAGUGAUGAUGUAGCAAGAAAAAAAGCAGAAUAUCAAAAAAAUUUAGAAGUGUAUAAAUUAGCUAGAUCUAGGUUUGAAGAACAUUAUGUUAAGUCUGGAAGAGGAGGAAGAAAAUUAGAUGAUGUUCGAGAAAAAUACCAGAAAGCUUGUCGAAAACUCCAUCUUACCCAUAAUGAAUACGUACUUUUACUUGGAGCAGUAGCUGAAUGUGAACAUGAUUUGAAGACUUGUUAUUUGCCAAGUCUUUUACGCCGACAACAAACUAUUCAUGAAGAAUUCAUUGUAGUUUGGAAACGAAUUUUACAAGAUACUGUCAAGUACUCUGACUUUACUUCGGAAAAAUUUUUAGAAAUUCAUGCGCAAGUAAAGGCUGCCGUAGAUUCUAUAAAACCACUUGAAGAAUAUAAAGAGUUUAUUGGAAAACAUAGAACACGUCCAAUAUCUCCUCUACGAUUCAAUUUUGAUGAAAAUUUAGUUGAUGAUACUUCAGGAAAAUUAUUGCCUAAUAAAUUGACUGUAGAUAAUUUAACAAUAGAUUGGUUACGCAGCCGAUUAAAUGAACUCGAAAGUUCUCUUAAAGUAACACAGCAAAGUCGACAAGCUGCACAGGUAUCACCAGAAAAUAAUUGUGAUCUUAGGAUGACGAUUUCAGAUUAUUCAAAAGAAAGAGAAGAAUUACGAUUAAGAUGUCAAGAGAAAAAGUUACAGCGACAAGUAGAAGUGAUUCGAGGAGCAUUAAAUGAAUUAGGGUGUGAAGAACUGCCGUCAGGAUGUGAUCUUUCCAUGGAAGGAUCGUUUGCAGAACCAUCUUUACCAAUUAAGAAAAACACAGUUGCGCAUUACGGUAUGUUUACACUGAGACGAAAUCAACGAUUUAUGACAUUGAUAAAAAGUCCAUUUAAAUCUUUGCCAUCAAUGAAUGAUAAUAAAAAUGAUGUCAUUCGUGCAAACAGCGUGGGAUCGUCUGUCAAACCGAUUCAAAUUCUUAAUUCAAGUCCUUGUGAAAUAAAUAAUUCCAAUAAUAGUAACCAAAAAGGAAAUGGAGGAUUAAUGGAUGAAGAAUGGUUUCACGGAGUACUUCCUCGGGAAGAAGUUGUGAGACUUCUUGUAUCAGAAGGUGAUUUUUUAGUUCGUGAAACAAUGCGAAACGACGAAUGCCAAAUUGUUUUAUCUGUCUGCUGGGAUAGUCAUAAACAUUUUAUAGUUCAAACUACUCCUGAGGGUUAUUAUAGAUUCGAAGGACCCACAUUUCCAUCAAUUCCAGAAUUAAUAAUGCAUCAAUGGAAAUCAGGAUUACCAGUAACUAGUCGAUCUGGUGCUAUUUUGAAAACACCAAUUCUGCGUGAACGAUGGGAAUUAAAUAAUGAUGAUGUAAUUCUCUUAGAGAAAAUAGGACGUGGUAAUUUUGGAGACGUAUAUAAAGCUCAAUUGAAGCCUUGUAAAAGUGAAGUAGCUGUAAAAACAUGUAAAGUAACUCUUCCUGAUGAACAAAAAAGGAAAUUUUUACAAGAAGGUCGAAUAUUGAAACAAUAUGAUCAUCCAAAUAUUGUUAAAUUGAUUGGUAUUUGUGUGCAAAAACAGCCCAUAAUGAUUGUUAUGGAACUUGUUCCUGGAGGUUCUUUAUUAACUUAUUUGAGAAAAAAUGUAGCUACGAUUACACAAAAAGAACAAUUUCAAAUGUGUAAAGAUGCAGCAGCUGGAAUGAGCUAUUUAGAAUCUAAAUUUUGUAUUCAUCGUGAUUUAGCGGCAAGAAAUUGUUUGGUUGGUUAUGAUUGUACAGUUAAAAUAUCUGAUUUUGGAAUGUCCCGAGAAGAAGAAGAAUAUAUUGUUUCGGAUGGAAUGAAACAAAUUCCUAUCAAGUGGACAGCUCCGGAAGCUCUCAAUUUCGGAAAAUAUACUUCUCUUUGUGAUGUUUGGAGUUAUGGAGUAUUGAUGUGGGAAAUUUUUUCCAAAGGUGGAAAUCCUUAUAGUGGAAUGUCAAACUCUCAAGCACGAGAAAAAAUAGACGCAGGCUACAGAUUGCCUGCCCCUGACGGAACACCUGAUGAAAUUUACCGUUUGAUGCUUCGGUGUUGGGAGUAUGAACCAGAAAAAAGACCGCACUUUGACCAAAUUUAUACUGUUAUUGAAACACUUUGCCAAACUUAUAUUUCGGUAUAAAUUGUUUAAUAAUUGUAUUACAUUCUAUACUGAAAAUGAUAUUUUUUUCUGAAUAUCA